This is a messenger RNA of Doryrhamphus excisus (bluestripe pipefish), 2897 nucleotides long. RefSeq lists its product as uncharacterized. NCBI's taxonomy places the organism in Eukaryota, Metazoa, Chordata, Actinopteri, Syngnathiformes, Syngnathidae. Gene Ontology annotation, biological process: positive regulation of transcription by RNA polymerase II. The record is from RefSeq and is a predicted model, not a curated record. Gene Ontology annotation, cellular component: nucleus.
CCAGGUCUGGCUGUUGGGGGCAGUAGCAACGAGCAGACGUUGACUCGCACUUGGAAGGAUUCGGACGAAGAACAAGCAACUGAAGAAUGAUGACGAAAAACAACGACGGAAUACCUAUUCCACAAAAGUUAUGAAAACGCGAAAUGUUUUGUAGUCAACAGAUGAAAUUUAUUUAAUGUAACUUCAGUUUCCGCUAGCAUGUUAGCAUCAGUACAGCAAAGUCACCUCUCUUGUUAGCAUGCUAAUAUUAGCACCGUUGCUGCUUGGUCACUUUUGUUGACACCACGUGACAGUUUCAACUUUUUAAAUCAAGCACUGGAUUUGACCUCCAUCUUGAAUCCGUUUAUCUAGUCGAGUUUUCAUAAAUUACGUCAGACAGAAGGAUGUCACCCUACAGGGUGAAAGCUCACGACGUCCAGCCAACAUCACAGACGGCACCCUCCGUGGAAGAUGAUGACGUCACCACUUUGAGCUGGAAGCAACGGUACCGUGACAUCAGCCCCGUGACGCUGCAGCUGGGAGGCGGGGCUGUGAGUGCCAGUCUGUACUGUGACGUCAUUGAUGGACUCCGCGGCCUGGCGGAAUCCUUCCUGGUGGAGAUUUACCGCUGUAAGCUUUGCCAGUUCACCUGUGAAAUGAAGACCGCCAUCAGCAGCCACCUGCUGCUCAGGCACCACCCCCCAUCCCUCACCUCGCUCUCCUGCAUGGACGGGGCUGAGGAGGCGAGGCUUCAGCAAGCAUCUUUGGCCUAUCCGCUGGACCUGGCAGAGUCCAAACAGAGUGAGGAGGAUGAGGACUUCCUGUUGUACAACAUGCUGGACAACAUGAGUCCGCCCACCUGUGAUGUAAACAGCACUGAGGGGGAGCUGCAGGUUGCUCACAACUGUGAGGUUAGCCCUCUCUUUGAAGAGGACGAAUCCAUCUUCCCUCUUAAGAGGACGCCUGUAGAACUCCCUCGUUCCACUGAUCCCCCAGCCACUCAGGAAGAAAUAGCGCAGUCCGCCCACCUCAUGACGCUCGGACUGUGUCGAAUCACCGCCACACGGACGCCUUUGCCUCCGGUUUCCAUCCAACAGCGUCCAGCUGAUGACUUGGACCGACUGCCAUUGAAGGAUACCCGGAAAGACGUGAAGAGACGCCGUCUGUCGUGUUCUCUCUGUCUGGUGAAGCUGCCGUCCAGGCGGCUGUUGGACGCACAUGUCAAGUGUCACCAGUCAUCAAGCAGCGUCACGCGCCGUAGAAAGACAGCCGAUAGGUGGAUGGAGCUGAAGCCUGAUUGGAGGAAGCACCACAGGAGGAGGGAGGAGGAGAAAAAAGAGGAUUCAAAUGUGAAAGCAGUCCAACUUCCUGAAGAUGUAUACACAGAUGAAAAGAAAUGUUUGAUUGGACCAUCUGACAGCAGGGAGAAGAAGGGGACAUACCUGGACAGUGACUUAUCUGCAACUUCAAAAGAAGAAGAGUCAUCAGGUUUCAUCUGUUCACUCUGUCACAGAAAGUUCUCAAGCAAAGUGACACUGCAGCGCCACCUAGGGGUCCACAGUGGAGACAAACCUUUCUCAUGUCCUCAGUGUUCUUACAGGAGCAGACUUAAGGACUCUCUGCUGCAACACAUGAGGACACAUACAGGUGAGAAACCCUACAAGUGUGACGAGUGUCCGUAUGCCUCAAUUGAUCGCAGUUCUUUGCUGCGACACUCGAGAACUCACAGCCAAGAGAAACCUUACAAGUGUCAACACUGUGACUACUGCAGUAUCCAGAAGAAAAGUUUGGAUCUUCACGCUCGGCGCCAUCACACCGGGGAGACGUUUCCAUGCCAACAGUGUGAGUACUCCAGUCCUGACCGCCAGCUGUUACUGCAACAUACACGCAGACGCCAUGCCCCCUCCAAGAGAACCCCCUCGAAACCUACAACUCAGCCCCGUUGGACAACAAAGAUGGAAUCAUCUCAUAGAAAAUAUAAGAAGUCAUAAUAGUAACACUUUAAAUGUGUUCCAGUGUGUUCUAUAAAGAUUUGUGCUUGACUUGAAUUCAUUCAAUCCUGAAGUGAUGUAGGACGAGGAAGGAAAUAUUUUUGGACUAUUGUCAUGUGACAGUCUUUCUUCUAUUUACCAUUUUAAUGCAUUGUAAUAACUUUUUAUAAACAUGCAUUUUCUAAUUCCAGCGUUUCAUUUUCUUGAAAGAAUGGAAGAAGACAAUUUUCGCAUUGUAGAUCUGCAGAAUGUUUCACACAAUAUAAAUUAUGCACAAUGUCAUCAUCAAAUGUACUUAUUUGUUCAUCUAACACACACAGAACAAUGCUAGCAUGUUAGCAACUUCAUGAUGUCACUUUUCUUUUCAGCUGUGGCUGUGGCCAUUUUUUUUAAUUCACAUACCACUUACAGCAAUCUGCUACCCGUAGGGGUCAAACUACAUGUUUUGGAUGCAGCAAAAUGCAUUUGGUGCGCAAUGAGAUGUUUAUGCUUUGGAAAUCACAGCAGCUGAAACGUAAGUUCCACCAUUUUGUAGUUAUUUCAUCGUAUUUGUGACACUUUUUAAUGUCACAAAAUGGCAAUGUUCAAACGGGCUGAAAGUGAUCAUGUUUUAUGCACAACAGGCAUGAAGAAAAUCCAUCCAUCCAUCUUUAAUGCCGCUUAUCCUGCCUAUGGUCGCGGGUAUGCUGGAGCCUAUCCCAGCUGACUUUGGGCAAGAGGCUGGGACAUUGACCAAAAUGCAAAUGCAAGUAUGCCAUAUUUAUUAGUACGCAGGGCUCACAGCGAGGAGACCGGAGUUCAAUUCCACCCUCGGCCAUCUCUGUGUGGAGUUUGCAUGUUUGCCCCGUGGGUUUUCUCCGGGUACUCCGGUUUCCUAGCAUAUUUCAAAAACAUGCUAGGUUAAUUGGUACUCCAAAUUGUCCAUAG